This is a messenger RNA of Puma concolor (puma), 1710 nucleotides long. The record is from RefSeq and is a predicted model, not a curated record. NCBI's taxonomy places the organism in Eukaryota, Metazoa, Chordata, Mammalia, Carnivora, Felidae.
AUGAAGUGGAAAGGGAAGGACCUCUUUGAUUUGGUGUGCCGGACCCUGGGGCUUCGGGAAACUUGGUUCUUUGGACUGCAGUACACAAUCAAGGACACCGUGGCCUGGCUCAAAAUGGACAAGAAGGUGCUGGAUCAUGAUGUUUCAAAGGAAGAGCCAGUCACCUUUCACUUCCUGGCCAAAUUUUAUCCCGAGAAUGCCGAGGAGGAGCUGGUUCAGGAGAUCACGCAACAUUUAUUCUUCUUGCAGGUAAAGAAGCAGAUUUUAGAUGAAAAGAUCUACUGCCCUCCCGAGGCUUCUGUGCUCCUGGCUUCUUAUGCCGUCCAGGCCAAGUAUGGUGACUAUGACCCCUCUGUUCACAAGCGGGGAUUUUUGGCCCAAGAAGAAUUGCUUCCAAAAAGGGUAAUAAAUCUGUAUCAAAUGACUCCAGAAAUGUGGGAGGAAAGAAUUACAGCCUGGUACGCGGAGCACCGAGGCCGAGCCAGGGAUGAAGCUGAAAUGGAAUAUUUGAAGAUAGCUCAGGACCUGGAGAUGUACGGUGUGAACUACUUUGCAAUCCGGAAUAAAAAGGGUACAGAGUUGCUGCUUGGAGUGGAUGCUCUGGGGCUUCACAUCUAUGACCCUGAGAACAGGCUGACCCCCAAGAUCUCCUUCCCGUGGAAUGAAAUCAGAAACAUCUCGUACAGCGACAAGGAGUUUACUAUUAAACCACUGGAUAAGAAAAUCGAUGUCUUUAAAUUUAACUCCUCAAAGCUUCGUGUUAAUAAGCUGAUUCUCCAGCUCUGUAUUGGGAACCAUGACCUUUUUAUGAGGAGAAGGAAGGCUGAUUCUUUGGAAGUUCAGCAGAUGAAAGCCCAGGCCAGGGAGGAGAAGGCUAGAAAACAGAUGGAGCGGCAGCGCCUUGCUCGAGAGAAGCAGAUGAGGGAGGAGGCUGAGCGCACAAGGGAUGAGUUGGAGAGGAGGCUGCUGCAGAUGAAAGAAGAAGCAACAAUGGCCAACGAAGCACUGAUGCGGUCCGAGGAAACGGCUGACCUGUUGGCGGAAAAGGCCCAAAUCACUGAGGAGGAGGCAAAACUCCUGGCACAGAAGGCCGCGGAGGCCGAACAGGAAAUGCAGCGCAUCAAGGCCACAGCCAUUCGGACGGAGGAAGAGAAGCGCCUGAUGGAGCAGAAGGUGCUGGAGGCUGAGGUGCUGGCGCUGAAGAUGGCUGAGGAAUCGGAGAGGAGGGCCAAGGAGGCAGAUCAGCUGAAGCAGGACCUGCAGGAAGCCCGCGAGGCAGAGCGAAGAGCCAAGCAAAAACUCCUGGAAAUCACCACCAAGCCCACAUACCCGCCCAUGAACCCAAUUCCAGCGCCAUUGCCUCCUGACAUGCCAAGCUUCAACCUCAUUGGUGACAGCCUGUCUUUCGACUUCAAGGAUACUGACAUGAAGCGGCUUUCCAUGGAGAUAGAGAAAGAAAAAGUGGAAUACAUGGAGAAGAGCAAGCAUUUACAGGAGCAGCUCAAUGAACUCAAGACUGAGAUUGAGGCCUUGAAACUCAAAGAGAGGGAGACAGCCUUGGACAUUCUGCACAACGAGAACUCUGACCGGGGUGGCACCAGCAGCAAGCACAACACCAUCAAAAAGGUACCGACCUCAAGCCCAAGGCAGAAGACCUAUCUGCAUUUGAGCCCUCAAAGUAGGUUAUCCCAGGUACUCUUUAUGUGGUGA